Messenger RNA from Ilyonectria robusta, 441 nucleotides. RefSeq lists its product as uncharacterized. The coding region runs from base 1 to 441 and encodes 146 amino acids. The transcript has a single exon. Lineage: Eukaryota; Fungi; Ascomycota; Sordariomycetes; Hypocreales; Nectriaceae. The record is from RefSeq and is a predicted model, not a curated record.
AUGGACGCCUUCUCUAUCACCACAGGUGCCGCUGGUCUGGCCUCCCUCGGGAUCACGUUGUGCGAUGGAUUGAUCUCCUACUGCCGCAGCUACCAAUCCAGAGGCGAUGAUCUUCUGCAGCUUAGCCAGGAAGCCGAAAGCCUGCAAAAAUUCCUCCGCUUACUUGAAGAACGCCAGCCAGGGCCGACAGCCACACCGGAGACAUUGAGAUCGACACUUCAGGACAGUCUGGAUGCAUGCAAAUUGUGUAUGCAAGGAUUCGAAACGCUCCAUGCCAAGCAAUCCCAGCAAUCGCCAUCUCCCAGCUUGAAGAACCAAGGAAAAUCUAUCGUCAAGGGACUUCAAUAUCCCUUUCAGAAAGCCAAGUUUGACGACUUCAGACGGCAGUUCUCUGAGUUUUAUACCAGGCUAUCGGCACAGGUCUUGUUGCUUAGCUUGUAA